Molecule: messenger RNA, 854 nt
Organism: Esox lucius (northern pike)
Lineage: Eukaryota; Metazoa; Chordata; Actinopteri; Esociformes; Esocidae
Gene: rec114
Product: REC114 meiotic recombination protein
Exons: 6
Coding region: 83-667 (194 amino acids)
Source: RefSeq, a predicted model, not a curated record
CAUUCAUAAAUCGUCAUGGAAACUAAAACUAUUUGGACGUUUUGUGCCUGGUUCCAAAAAAGUCGGAAGCAAUCAGUGGAAGAUGUCUGAGCCAAGCAGUGAAAACGCAGGUGAUUUGUUGCUCACUAUUGUGGAAUCCGGUCACAUGCUGGUGUCCCUAGGCCAGGAACUUUUGGAUGGCUUUUCCUUGCUUGACGCUCCAAGCUUCCUCAAAGCUCAGCAACAUUCAGAUACUCUGUUUUUACGUCUUACUGUUAAGGGCGAGAGUCGUCUGGUGAGGAUGCAGUUUGAUGGCAGCAGCAAGGCUGAGGCCCUGGAGGAGUGUGGCAGUGCAGUUCUCCGACUGAAGGAGUACCUGCCGGUCACCACAAAGAGGGGCCUAGCACCAGCCCAACCCCCACCCAGUCAACCCACCACCCAGGCCGCCACACUGGACCUACAGGCUGUGAAAACUGGACCUGAGAUUGUCCAGGGCUCCUUAUCCAUCGCACGCCUUACACAGCACUUCCUGGGCGAGCAUGCUCUCUCCUUGCCUCUGAUGUACCGCCACAGUACUCUGCGUCCUGGGGAGCUGGAGCCUUUCCUUCGCCUGUGUCUGUUGGACCCCAGUUUCCCUGCCUGGGUAGAGGAGGUGGAAGGGGAGCUGACGAGGGCGCUUCAGGACUGAGGGGCUGAAGCUCAGCUUUACAGAAUCCACAUUGAGAGAGGUCAAUGCAGUACACACGCUACACAUGUGGGCCAAGUUGGCUUCUGGGAGAGUUGGGGGUUGGGUUGUUGUACAUGCUGGCGAUUGUGUAAUGUGUGCUCCAACAUGAGGUCAUCGUUCUGCCUUUAAACCGGCACAGUUGUUCAAU